AAAAGAAAACUGGUUUUACUUCCGGUUCAAAGCUCAGGGUUAGCGCAGUUAGCCAGUAAGAAAUUGGUGUUAACGUUACUUCGUCACAUUACUGACUGUUUACUGAACAUAAAAAGUAAGUUCGCUUGAUAACAAGCCUAUAACAUUAUUUGAGUGAUUACAUCUUAAUUUUCUAAAAAUGUCCGCUGAAGAAGCGGAGAAAACAACGACCGCUACGACUGAUGUGAGCGCCGGGGACGAGGAGGAGGAAUGGCUGUACGGAGAUGAAAACGAGAACAACAAGGAGGAGGAAGAUGAAGAGGAGGCGAAGCUGUCCGCCGCUGUCAGUGCCCCGGUCCCGCUUCCAGUGACGGAGGAAGCCACGGGAAACGGCGUUGCCAAGCAGGACACGGCCGAGGAGAAUGAGGACAGUGAGAGUGACAGUGAUGAUGAUGAAGAUGAUGUACGUGUCACAAUUGGAGAUAUUAAGACUGGAGCACCACAGUAUGCGGCGUAUGGAGCAACACCUGUCAACCUGAAUAUAAAGACAGCGGGAAGAGCUUAUGGAUCAGUGGGCUCCAAGCUGAAGGGGGUGGAUCUGGAGGCUCCAGGGAGCAUCAAUGGGGUCCCUGUGCUAGAGGUGGACCUGGACUCCUUUGAGGAAAAACCCUGGAGGAAACCAGGUGCUGAUCUCUCGGACUACUUUAACUACGGCUUUAACGAGGACACGUGGAAGAGCUACUGUGAGAAGCAGAAGCGUCUGCGGAUGGGGUUAGAGGUCAUCACCGUCACCUCGGUCGCCAGCAAAAUAACCGUUCAGCAGGGCCGAACCGGGAACAGUGAAAAGGACAUUAGCUUACCCCCCCACCAGCCCAAACCGGACUUCCCCUCUCCAAGCAACCUCUACAAAUCUACACUGUCCACAUCCCGGAUUUCCCCCCCUCAGUGGGCUGCUGGGGGUGCUCCUGCUCAGGACAUGUCUUUCUAUACGAAGGUGACUGGCUCCAUUGAUGUAAUUGGGGGACAAACAGCCACCAUCAGUCGUGUGGAGGGACGACGGCGUCAUAACAUUGAAGGGAACAACAUCCAGGUCAUAUCAGAGCACUCCUCUUCAGAUGCUGAGACUCCUGCUAAGAUGCCACCUUUCUUCCCCCCGGGGCCCCUCCCCCCCAACAUCCCCCCCCCCCCUUUCCUGCCCCCACCCCCCAAUGUCAGCUCCGCACCUCCUCUCAUCCCACCACCAAGGAUACCCAUCACUGUGCCCCCACCAGGUUUCCCCCCUCCUCCUGGUGGACCCCCUCCCUCUCUCAUCCCCACUUUGGACAGUGGGCAUCCUGGGGGGUACGAUGGCCGUGCUGUCCCGCCAUACCCCUUCUCCACUGGUGGCUACCCACCUCCAAUGACGGGGACGGUGUCCUCCUGGCCCAGUUUGAUGGACACCUCCAAGUCCUGGGAUUACUACCCCCGGCGCGAAAAAGAGCGUGAGCGGGAGAAGGAGCGGGAGCGGGAGCGACCUCGAGAGCGGGGUCACGACCGCGAGAGAGAGAGAGACCACAGCCCUGCUCCUCUGGCUUAUAACAGUGAUGAGGAGCGGUAUCGGUAUCGGGAGUAUGCAGAGCGGGAGAGGAGCUAUCGUGCCAGCAGGGAGAAGGAGGAGCGUCACCGAGAGAGGAGACACCGAGACAAAGAGGAGAGACACAAGUCCUCACGCAGCAGCAGCAGCAGGAGGAGGCAUGACAGUGAGGAGGGCGACGCCCACAGGCGACACAAGCACAAGAAGAGCAAGAGGAGCAAGGAGGGCAAGGAGGCCAGCGAGGACCACGCAGCCAAUCAGGAGAGUGCAGAGGGCGGGGCCAUGGAGUGACCCCUCCCACCUCACCCCAGCCAGUGACGCUCUAGAUGUUAAUUUGUUCAAUAAAAAAAGCUUUUUGAUAAAGA
Molecule: messenger RNA, 1917 nt
Organism: Conger conger (European conger)
Lineage: Eukaryota; Metazoa; Chordata; Actinopteri; Anguilliformes; Congridae
Gene: fip1l1b
Product: FIP1 like 1b (S. cerevisiae)
Exons: 17
Coding region: 179-1843 (554 amino acids)
Cellular component (GO): mRNA cleavage and polyadenylation specificity factor complex
Molecular function (GO): RNA binding
Source: RefSeq, a predicted model, not a curated record